Fonsecaea pedrosoi CBS 271.37 is the source of this 1521-nucleotide messenger RNA. RefSeq lists its product as uncharacterized. The record is from RefSeq and is a predicted model, not a curated record. Bases 1 to 1521 code for a protein of 506 amino acids. The transcript has 4 exons. NCBI's taxonomy places the organism in Eukaryota, Fungi, Ascomycota, Eurotiomycetes, Chaetothyriales, Herpotrichiellaceae. Gene Ontology annotation, molecular function: carboxylic acid transmembrane transporter activity. Gene Ontology annotation, cellular component: plasma membrane. Gene Ontology annotation, biological process: carboxylic acid transport; transmembrane transport.
AUGGCGACUGAAAAGUCUCAGCCUUCGUACGAAAUCACAGGUAGUGAGUCGAAAGGAAGUCAAUCCCAUGCCCAGGACCUCGAAGUCGGGGAUAGAAGACUUAGUCAUGUCGAUGUCGCCAGGAUCACCAAGGUCUCGUCUGUUAUCACCGUUCUAGUUGCGGGACUUGCCUUGUUCUCUGAUGGAUACAAUGCACAAAUCAUAGGAUACAUGGAGCCCUUGUUCACAGACCUAUACAAGGACGGCAUGUCUAGCAUCAUCAAGACCCGAUUGUCCAACGCAUACCUCAUUGGGGAGAUCUUUGGCAUGCUCUUCUUUGGCUUUCUUAUUGACAAGAUAGGCCGUCGUACCGGUAUCGUCUUUGCAACUUUCUUCCUCAUCCUGGGUAUCGUUUUGGCUACGGCUGCUCACGGCACCAGUCAGCUCGGCAUGUUCUGGAUGAUGAUCAUUGCCCGUGGUGUCGCCGGCUUCGGUGCCGGAGGCGAGUACCCAACCUGCGGAACUGGCAGUGCCGAAGCCUCAGAUGAAAGUGAAUAUGUCCGCCGCAGACGAGGUUUCCUGGUCGCCGUGGCCACGGACUUCGCCAUUGACUUCGGAUUCGUGGUAGCCGGGGUCGUGGCGCUGAUUGUCAUCGAAUGCUACAACGAGAAAAUCUCCAGUGGAAUCUGGCGCAUCUGCUUCGGGUUGGGCUUUGUCCUGCCCGUGACGUUAUUCUUCUUCCGAAUUCGCAUGGUCGAGUCCAGUCAAUAUCGCAAACAUGCUAUCAAGCAAAACAUACCGUAUUGGUUGAUCAUCAAGCGAUAUUGGAAGCCCAUAGUUGGGACUUCUCUUGCAUGGUUCAUGUAUGACUUUGUCACCUACCCCUUUGGAAUCUUCAGCUCAACCAUCAUCGGUCAACUCAACCCUAAAAACACCCUAAUCCAGAACAUCGGAUACGGUACGGUCGUAAACUGCUUCUAUCUUCCUGGCUGUCUUGUGGGCGGAGUCCUUAUGGAUAGAAUCGGUCGCAAACAAACUAUGACUCUCGGUUUUGGCUGCUGGUCAGUCUUGGGAUUUAUCCUGGGUGGAGCGUUGAACCCUAUUCAAUCUGUUUUUCCCUUGUUUGUCGUCCUCUAUGGGAUUUUCAAUAGUCUUGGAGAGAUGGGACCUGGAGUUUGCACUUUCCUGACAGCCGCAGAAAGCUUUCCUACUCCUUUGCGCGGACACUUCAUGGGCUUCGCUGCUGCGGUUGGAAAGGCUGGUGCUGCGAUUGGAACUCAAGUCUUCACGCCUAUCCAGGACUCCUUCGGCGACACGCAAAAAGGUACUCAAGCAGUCUUCCUGAUUGGAGCUGGCUUUGCCGCCGCGGGUGGCAUCAUCUCAUGGAUAUUCAUCCCUGAUCGAGAUCGAGAGCUUGAGAGCGAGGACGCCAAGUUCAGAGAAUAUCUUGCAGCUCACGGAUAUGAGGGAGACUUUGGUGAAAGUUUGAUUGUGGAGGUGAAAACGACGGUUUUCAACCGCGAUUAUACGAAGACGUCUUGA